AUGUAUGCAGGUAACCAUGACUACGUUCUGCCAGGGCUGCACUCUCGACAGCUUGCUGGCUCCCACAAUCAGGGCAGCUGGAAGACAGGAGUAGGGACAGAGCUAUUGAACAGAGCCAAGGGACAAGAGGAGGAGGGCUUUAACAUCAAGAGCCAGUGGAUACAGUCUGUGCAGAUGGACUUGGCCCAGCUAAGGGGGGGGGGUAAGGGCAGCGGCCUCUCCCCCACGGAAGGCGGCGAUGACUGGGGUGGUGAGUUAGGAGGGCUGGGUGUUAAACCCUCCAGACAUUCACUCAUCCCUCUCGGAGACUCUUGUCCACUCGCCCUCGCCGAUCUGAACAUGUGGGACAGCAGGUCUCACUUUAAAUCUCAGUCCGCAGCGUGGAGUGUGGCAUGUAUGACUGGAGGUUUCCUGUCCAAAAUAAGCACCAGCACCUCUGGUAAUGGCAGAGAUGGUGGUUUCAACAGACAGAGUGACCCAGGGAUGGGUAAAAGAAGAUGGCAGUCGAUGUCUCGCCUGGCCCCUGAGUGCACCCCCCGGUCCCUCGCCCCUGUCUCCCCAGGGGCUGAGCUGAGAGAAGCCCUGGAAGAGAGUGGCUUCAGGCGGACAGAGCUGGUGCAGAGGCUGCGGGAGGCCCACGGGCGUCUGGAUAGCCAGACAGACCUACUGAAGAACAGAGACACACAGCUGCUGCACAGCAGUAGUUCUGCACAGCUGCUGGAGAUGAAACACAAGCACCUGGCAGAUGCAGUGAGUGCUCUUGAGCAGGAGAAGGAGGCAGCUGAGUUGAGCCGGUUUGAGGAGAGCCGACGUCGAGGAGAACUGCAAGACAAGGUUCUUCAGCUGGAGAUGGACAUGUUGAAGAUGAGAUCGUCUCUUGAGAGAGGGAGUGUUAUCAAACCUGCGGCCCCAAGAACUAACAACAACCCACUGAGCAGGACCUUGCCUGUUACACAAGAAGACUUCUACAGAGAGGGGAAGCAGAAGGCAGAGAGAGAGCUGUCCAGAAUGAGAGAGGCCCUCGGAGAGGCUGAGGAGAGAGCAGAGGCCCUGGAGACAGAGAGAGACCAGGCCCUUCAGCAGCUGCACACCUCUAAAGAGGCUCAGAGGACAUUGUUGAGCCAGACAGAGGAUGUGAACCAGAAACUGGGUCGUUCCUUGCAGGACCAGCUGAGUGAGGCACGCAGUAAGCUGGGUCAGGCCACUCUGGAGAGGGACCUUCUGACCACCAAGGUGUUGCGGCUGGAGGACAGUGUGGAGGACCUGAAGUUCAAGCUGACCGGGGCCAUGUCUGACAAGGACCGCUUACUGCAGGAGAAGUCAGACCUGCACCAGCACGCUCAGGGUCUGGUGCUGCAGUUGGAGAGAGCCCAGAGGGGCAGGGAGGGCUACACAGACCAGGUGUGUGAGCUCAGCGACCAGCUGGCUGAGGCCAAGGCCCACACCAACAGGCAGGGGCAGGAGACUGUGCAGAUGAAGCAGGAGCUUCAGACUGUGACAGAGAUGAAUGAAAGGAUGACAUCAGAGCUGGAGAUGGUCAGACAGAGGCUGGAGUCCUCAUUGGCUCAGCUGCAUGAGCUGGGGGCAGAGAGAGUCAUCCAUACCAAUCAGAUCGCAGCUCUGGAGACGGAGCGCUCGCAGCUGAUUGGAGAGAAGGAGGAGUUGAUGAGUGCUAUUGGACGGGAUGGAAGACAGGAGGAGGAAGUGACAGAGCUGAGGGAGAGAUGUUAUCAGCUCAGUGAAUCCCAGGAUGCCUUGGAGUCAGAGAACCAGAUGCUGCAUGAUCGCUGCCUGACCUUGGAGGCGGAGCUCCUGGAAAAGGAGGAGGGUCUGCGUCAUCAGGGGGAGGAGCAUCAGCGGUUGGAGGCUGAGUCGGCUCAGAACAUGGAGCAGCUGAGGGGUGUGGCCGCACACUGGAGCGAGAAGUGGCAGGAUGUGGCUAUGGCGCUACAAUCCACCCAGGCAGAACUAGAUGAACUCAGAGAGAAGAACCCUGGAGAUACACAUCAAGAGGAGGUGACAGGGCUGAAGGUGGAGGUCGAGAGACUUCAGACAGAGGGGCAGAGAGACAAGGAAGAGAUUCAGACUCUUCACCUGCACUGGGCCAGUACAGAGGCAGAGUUGAGCAGAGUCAGAAAAGAUGCUGGUUCUCUGCUGAAGGUGGAGCUGGAUGCCUGUAAACAACAGGUGGAGCUGGAGAGGAGCAGGAGUCAAGCUCUGCACAAAAGACUCAAAGGUGGGGAAGCGGUGCAAACUUCUGAUAAAGGAACAGAGACAGAUAUACCACCACAGACACAGGCUGCACAGGUGACCCUGGAGGAGGUGGAUGGGGAACUGGGCCAGGUGAGGGCAAAGUUACAGAAGGUGUCCCUGGAGGAGGUGGAUGGGGAACUGGGCCAGGUGUCACAGCAAAAUAAUGAAGUUCAGAAGCUGGAGCUGAAAGUGGCGGAGAGAGAGCAGCAGCUGAGGGAGACGGAGCACGCUCUGAGGAGUCUGGAAAGACUGAGAGAUGCCGAGAGGACAGAGGCACAAAUCAAGGUUUCUACACUGGAGUUGAAGCUGGUUAAGCUAAAGGAGCAGGCCGGCGGAGGUCUAUGUAGUGGAGGCCAAGAAAAAGCGCAGCACACUGACUCACUGAGGGAUAAGCUAGAGGAGAGCAGGAGUAGAGCCAAUCAGCUGCAACAGGAGAGAGACCAGGCAGUUCAGAGGCUACAGACUCUACGCCAGCUACAUCAGGCUAAACAACAGAAAGCAGCUGCUGGCAGCAAGAAAGAGGAAGAGAAACAGGAAGAGAAACUGGUGGAUAACAUAGUAGACCAGGAUAAACAGAGAAGACUGGUGACUGAACAGCUGAAGAGUCUAUUUAAGGAGCGUGAGCAGUUGGGUCAGGUCUAUGGCAGAUCAGCAGGAGGAGAUCAGAGUGGAAGAGGAGGAGGUCGCUCACUGCAAGACUGGGUGCCGAAGUCGAAGGUCAUCAAGAACUCCCUUGACCCACUACACAGCCAGAGGAAGAGAGAGAAGGAGCUGAUGAGGGAGCAGCAGCAGGGAGCAGGACUGGGGCCUGUGUCUGAGGAGCAGGAAGAGGAGGAGGACCCAGAGAGGGAGGAACUAGAGAGGGAGGUGGAGGAGGAGGUGACUCGCCUUAGGGAGGUACUCCACUGCAAGACCCACACGCCAAGCUAAGGUUUCAGCCGCAGAUCCAGGGGUUGGGUGCCACAGCGUCUAACUCGUCAGACAAGACCACGUCAGAGAGCGGGGUGCCUCUUCUAUCGGAUCGUCCCAUGGAGAGAGACAUGCAGCGGGGAUCAUCAUCACCACCACCACCCCCCCGCUGGGAAGAUGGACUGUUCCUGGCUAGACAGGUGCAGAUCGGCAGCCCUGAAUUGGAGGAAGAGGAAGAGGAAGAUGGAGGCUGUGGCUAAGGCAUACUACAGGCGGGUCAUACCUGGUCCUAAUUUGCUCCCUACCCCUUCCCCUUGGCCCCAACUACUCCAAGGUUUUCAGAUCUGAAGCGUCUUUAUACGUAUAAGCAGUGUAGUCGUAGAUCUUCCACUAUAUUGGUUCCAUCCUACAGCUCUGCAAACAUCGAAGCUAAUGGAGUCCGUCUUUGUGUGAAGUCUUACUUUAGCCACCAAGUGAUACAAAUCCAAAGUCUUACAGACCAGUGUUAAUGUCAAUAUACUGAUUAGUGGUUAUACAUGUGGUGCUUUUGUUGAUGAUUAUGAGGAGACAAGGAGGUGAAAUGUGUUCCAUUUAUAAUAAUGAGAUGAUGACAACGGAUGAUGAUUUUCUGUAUGACAUUGUCGCUAUACAAGCUGGAAAAAGCUAAGGAUCGAGAUGCAUACCUAAAGGCCUGUUUGUUAGUAGCAAUGUUAAUGUGGCUAAUACAUUAAAACUAACGUUAACCACAUACAGCAUAACGUUUCUGGAGGUGUGUGAUAUUCUCAUUUUGUUGUAAUAAAAAAAUGCUCACGAUCACGAUCAGUGAUCAAAUUUA
Coregonus clupeaformis (lake whitefish) is the source of this 3997-nucleotide messenger RNA. RefSeq names its product centrosome-associated protein CEP250. The transcript has 25 exons. The record is from RefSeq and is a predicted model, not a curated record. The coding region runs from base 1 to 3183 and encodes 1060 amino acids. NCBI's taxonomy places the organism in Eukaryota, Metazoa, Chordata, Actinopteri, Salmoniformes, Salmonidae.